AAAAGGCAAAACAAAUUGCAAACACUUUAAAUAUUCAAAAUUUUGCUGCUUCUAAUAGGUGGUUGCAAGGCUUUAAAAAACAAUAUUAUAUAGUUUAUACUAUAAAUCAUGGUGAGGCUGUUAGUACACUAGUUAAAAAAUUGCCAGAAUUUUAUUUAUCUUUACAAAAUGAUAUAGUAAAUUAUAAUCUUGUAGAUGUUUAUAACUGUGCUAAAACAGCACUUUAUUGGCUCUUAGAAUCUUCAAAAUCACUUACUCAUAAUCGUAUUGCAGGUGUUAAAAAGCCAAAAAAUCAGUCUACUCUCAAGUAUUCUUAA
Messenger RNA from Dentiscutata heterogama, 317 nucleotides. The record is from the annotation of a GenBank genome assembly. Lineage: Eukaryota; Fungi; Glomeromycota; Glomeromycetes; Diversisporales; Gigasporaceae.